Molecule: messenger RNA, 1064 nt
Organism: Nezara viridula (southern green stink bug)
Lineage: Eukaryota; Metazoa; Arthropoda; Insecta; Hemiptera; Pentatomidae
Source: the annotation of a GenBank genome assembly
CUGUCAUGCUAACGGGUACUAAUUUAAAUAUUGGCUUUAAAAACAAUGCUCAGUUUCUGGUAGUAUAUUCUUUAGUAGACUUUGGGAGAUUAACAAAGAAAAAUUUCUUUCUUUAUGAUUAACAUGAUCGAACUUAUGUUGAAAUUUACGGUCUUCAUCCUAUUUCUUAUUGAAUUUACUUCUGGAACAGAACUAAUAGAAGUUGAAAUUGAUGAUGAUCCUCCUCCAAAUUGGCCCGAAGAUCUCAGUACCAGCAGUCAGAUUGUCUUCAGGCCAUUGUUUGUUUAUAAACAGAAGAAGGCGGCUCAGGUUGAGAAUAAUAGGCGUAAAGCAGAAUUGGCCAUAGAGGUCCUGAAAAAAGAUAGAGAACCAAUUGGAGUUUCUUAUAGGCCGCAUUAUUAUUAUAAUCCAUAUCCGUCCUAUUACUACAAUCAUAAUUAUCGACCUUAUUAUUAUAACUAUUAUCCUUAUUAUCCUUCAAAUUAAUUUAAUAUGUUCUUAUGGAUUCAGAUGUGACAUACUCAUACAGUGGCACUCGAGACAUUAACAGUAAUAAAAACAAAUUAUCGUACAAUAGAAUAUUUUAAAAAAAUUAUACAAAAAACAUAAAAAUAAAAAAAAUUAAUUAACUAAAAUAUUUAUGGUUUUGACUGUUAUCAGAAAUAUGCCCACUGUUUUGUUUUUAUUAUUUUUUUUUAAAGUUGCUGCUUUCUGAAUAUUGUGCUGAAUACUUUCUUAACUAAUGUUUUAAGUUAUAUUGUAACGUUAAAUAAUUAUUUCAAGCAUUAAUAUUUUACAUGAAUUAUUUCGGUAUAAACUUGUCUGUAGCUGUAAUUCAUUUACAUGAUUCAAAUAUAGUUCUGUAACAUAGAAUAAGACUUUUUCAUUAACAAAUUAACUUUUUACAAUUUGUUAAAGUUUAACGAAUUCUUCUGACAGAAAAAUUUCGUUAAUAUUUUCUAAUGCAUGUUAUUUUCUUAUUUUUUGCAAAGUAAAGCUUAUAAAUAAUGAGAAACGGACAAUUUUCUCUAAUUUAUUGUAAAUAAAAAUUAAAUUAAUCUUAA